Messenger RNA from Penicillium paradoxum, 4011 nucleotides. RefSeq names its product RNA helicase. The record is from RefSeq and is a predicted model, not a curated record. Lineage: Eukaryota; Fungi; Ascomycota; Eurotiomycetes; Eurotiales; Aspergillaceae. Gene Ontology annotation, cellular component: intracellular anatomical structure. Gene Ontology annotation, molecular function: ATP binding; RNA binding; protein binding. The coding region runs from base 1 to 4011 and encodes 1336 amino acids. The transcript has 3 exons.
AUGCCGCCUAAGAAGAAAGGUGAUGGCAAAGGUGGCCCUAAGCCGGGCACAAAACAGGCAAAAGCCGUUGCAGAGAAAGCGAGCGAGGUGAAAAAACAAGCGCCCGAGGAGCCCAAGAAACCCUCAGUGAAGGAGGUUAUCGGCGGCGCAUCAUGGACAGGAAAGCUACCAGUCAAUAUGCUGGCGGAGCACUGUCAAAAGCAAAAAUGGGAAAAGCCUGAGUACAGCAUGAUUAAAACAUCCGAUGGCUUUGUAUCUUCCGUAACGAUGAAGAAGAUAGAUCCUAAGACGAAAGAACUAAUCGUGAUCCCACCGAUGAAACUCCCACCUUCUCAUAAGCAACUCGCUGGUCAGCCGACGGCCCUCGAAGCGCGCCAUUUCGCUGCGGCAUUCGCUCUUUUCCGAGUAUGCAAUAUGCGCAAUAUCCAUAUGAUGAUGCCCCCAACAUACAAGAAAUUGUGGAAGGAGGACUUUGGAGAAAUCAAAGCGGCCGAUACUCGGGAAGGCAAGGGCUGGAUGUACGAGGCAGAUCCAUUCUUAGCCAAGCAAGAACGAGAGAGCGCGGCCGCCGAUCUGGCAAAAAAGCGAGCAGAUCGCGAAAAAGCACAGGCAAAGGAAAAGGCCUCUAAUGCGGAAUUGGGGCUAGGAAACGGAGAUGCCAGGUCAAAGCGUAUUUGGUCGCAAGCGCCCAAGGUGGAUAUGGGCAUGCGGAUUCGACGAGAUAUCGAAGGCCUUUUGCGACAGCAUACAGUUUGGAAUCCGUAUGGCGUUCAAAUCCCAGAAGGCCAAAAGAAGGCCAUUGCCGACGAAUUUGUGGGCUUAGGGUUCCGUCGUAGCCAUGUUGAAGAAGCUACCACGGAAUGCAAAGACCGUGAAGAGGUGUUGGAGUGGCUUCUCAUCUAUGUCCCUGAUGAUGACCUCCCACGUUGGUCUCUGCCAGAAGGAUAUUCAGCCGGAGUCACUCUUGGUUCCGCUGAUCUUGCUCGUGAAGGUAAAAUCAAACGACUGGCAUCUGUUGGUUAUCCAGCCGACAUGUGCUCCCAAGUCCUGGACAGCAAGGAUGGCGACGAAUUGGCGGCUGCUGAGCAUUUGCAGGGUACUUUGGUACAUGGAACUCGAUUCUCAGCCCCAUCUGUGGCGGAUGAGGAUGAGGAAGCUUGGGCAGAAGAAGCCAUUACGUUGGAGGCCAUCUUCGGCGAACGAUAUAAUCGGAUCUCAUCCAAGGUUUGCGUGAUCAAGAGCGAAGCAUCGGAAAUUCCACCCAACACAACCUUCCGGUUCCAAAAGCCCUCCGCUCACUAUCCAAGCACUCCUCCUGUCAUAUCAAUUGAGGCCAAGGGCGUACCGGCAUAUAUACGUCUUAGCGCAAUCCGCCGGGCAGUGCAAUAUGCCCAGGAAAACUUUACUGGUGAAUCUAUGAUCUUCAACGUUAUGGACUGGCUGGAGAUCAACCUGCCUAGCAUUAUGGAGAACCCGGGUAAAUUACGAGAGAUCUCUUCUGUCACAGCCUCAUCGACAGCUGAGACCCUUGAGAUUCCCGUGCGCUCUGCACGCAAGAAUCGCAGGGGCAUCGACUGGAAGGUUGACUCGGAACGGAGCUUGGCUAUCCGAGAUGCCUGGGAGGCCAAACAAGAUACUGCUCCUCAGAUUGAGAUGACCAGGAAAAGAAAGGCACUUCCUGCAUGGAACAUCCAACAUGAAAUCAUUCAUGCAGUCAACACACACCAGGUCACCAUCAUCUCGGGUGAAACUGGUAGUGGUAAGAGUACACAAUCUGUGCAGUUUGUGCUGGACGACAUGAUCCAACGGGGAUUGGGAGGCGCUGCCAAUAUCAUCUGCACACAGCCACGACGAAUCUCAGCCUUGGGUCUCGCCGACAGAGUCAGCGAUGAGCGAUGCGCAGUAGUUGGUGAUGAAGUCGGAUAUGUGAUUAGGGGCGAGUCGAAAGCCAAGCCCGGUUCAACAAAAAUCACUUUUGUGACUACUGGUGUUUUGCUUCGCCGGAUUCAAUCCGGUGGUGAUGCGGAUGGUAAUGUCGCAAGCUCCUUGGCAGACGUUUCCCACGUAGUGGUUGACGAGGUCCACGAGCGAAGUUUGGAUACAGACUUCCUAUUGGCGUUGCUGAGAGAUGUUCUACGUUACCGUAAGGACUUGAAAGUCAUUCUUAUGAGUGCCACCCUUGAUGCUGGUAUCUUCAUGAGCUACUUUGGUAGCCAGAGAUCUGUUGGAUUGGUGAACAUCCCCGGCCGAACAUUCCCCGUCGAGGACUAUUAUCUGGACGACGUUAUCCGGUAUACAUCAUUUGCUCCGGAACUUUCCGAGGGCUAUGAAGAUGAUGAAGAGCCUUCUCGAGGGGACGAAACCCUCGGGAAAGCCCUACGGAGCUUGGGCAUGGGCAUCAAUUAUGAUUUGAUCGCAGCGACCGUCGAGUACAUCGAUGCCCAACUAGGAGGUCAGCCAGGAGGAAUCUUGAUUUUCCUUCCUGGUACCCUAGAGAUUGAUAGGUGCUUGAACGCAGUCAAGAGGAUUCCCAACAUGCAUCCUCUGCCAUUGCAUGCCUCUCUACUCCCAGCUGAACAACGUCGAGUAUUCCAAACCGCACCGAGGGGGAAGAGAAAGGUCAUCGCUGCUACAAACGUAGCCGAAACAUCCAUCACAAUUGAAGAUGUUGUUGCCGUGAUUGAUACCGGCCGAGUCAAAGAAACGAGCUAUGACCCUAAGGACAACAUGGUUCGUCUCCAGGAGGUAUGGGCAUCACAGGCCGCCUGCAAACAACGUCGUGGUCGAGCCGGUCGUGUCCGCGCAGGUAUCUGCUAUAAACUUUACACCCGCAAAGCCGAAUCCAACAUGGCCCCGCGACCAGAUCCCGAGAUCCGUCGCGUGCCUUUGGAGCAGCUUUGUCUGUCCGUGAAAUCCAUGAAAGGUAUCGAGGACGUUGCCACCUUCCUAGCCAACACCAUCACCCCACCAGAAAGCAUAGCCGUCGAAGGCGCCCUGAGCUUCCUGCACCGCGUUGGCGCUUUAGACCACGACAGGCUCACAGCACUGGGUCGCUACCUGUCCAUGAUCCCCGCAGAUCUCCGCUGCGCGAAGCUCAUGAUCUACGGCUCGAUCUUCGGCUGCAUGGAACCCUGCCUCACCAUCGCAGCCAUGCUAACAGUCAAGAGCCCCUUUGUCUCACCACGCGAGAAGCGCGAAGAAGCCAACGCUGCCAAAGCAAGCUUCUCCCGCCAGGGCGAUGGCGACCUCCUCACAGAUCUCUCUGCAUACCAGGCUUGGUCUGAACUGACUCGUGCCAAGGGCGGCUACUGGGGCACUCAAUCAUGGUGUGCGGCCAAUUUCCUCUCCCACCAGACCCUGCGCGAUAUUUCCUCCAAUCGCGCGCAGUUCAUCACCUCCCUCAAAGACGCAGGCGUUCUACCAGUCGAGUAUUCCGAGACAUCGGUUUCUGCCUGGAACCGUAACGCCGGCAACCGCAACUUGAUUCGGGCUCUUGUUGCAGGAGCCUUCCAGCCGCAGGUCGCGCAGAUCUCGUUCCCGGAUAAGAAAUUCGCCAGCUCUGUAACUGGUACGGUUGAGGUUGAUCCGGACGCGCGCACCAUCAAAUACUUCAACCAGGAGAACGGUCGUGUCUUCAUUCAUCCCAGCUCUAUUCUCUUUUCCGCGGCUGGAUAUCCCAGUGCUGCGGCGUAUCUAAGCUACUUCACCAAGAUGGCUACCAGCAAAGUUUUCAUCCGUGAUCUCACUCCUUUCAAUGCAUACUCUCUGCUUCUCUUCUGCGGCUCUAUAGAACUCGAUACUGUGGGCCGUGGACUGGUUGUAGACGGCUGGCUCCGUCUACGCGGUUGGGCUCGAAUUGGUGUGCUGGUUUCCCGACUUCGUACCAUGCUGGAUGAGGCUCUCGCGGAACGGUUCGACAAUCCCUCCUUGGUGGCUGAUGGCAGCAGCAUUGGCGAUAGAGUGAUUGAGGCUGUCAAAAAGCUCAUCGAGUUCAAUGGGCUUGAUCAGUGA